Molecule: messenger RNA, 2355 nt
Organism: Angiostrongylus costaricensis
Lineage: Eukaryota; Metazoa; Nematoda; Chromadorea; Rhabditida; Metastrongylidae
Source: the annotation of a GenBank genome assembly
AUGAGUACCGCACAUCAGGUGAUCACAGGUGCACUGAAUAAAGGGGAAAACGUAUACGCCACUGGUACUGUAGACGGAGCUACAUUCAUAGCGUGUGCAGUCGGUUCGGAUGUUGUAAUACUUGGCGCGGAUUUUUCGAGAGUGCAGAUAAUCCCCGGAUGUUCUCAUCAUACGGAGCAACUGGUUACCAGUGUGAGCUGCUGUCAUGACUCAGGAAAGAUUGCGGCUACCUACGGCAACAUCAUCCGGGUAUUUGAGCCAACAAGUUGCUUUCAAUAUAAUACAUUUUGGUUUCAGUCCUCGUAUUUUAUUUAUCUUACCUGCAUAUCUCGACCUGGCUCUACUGCUCCAGUAAUGUUCAGUAUAGAUCAGCCUCAAGAUGCUUGCAGUUGGGAUAUCGUAUGGUCAGUGAAGUUAGCACAACGACCCAAGUACAUAAAAUUCUCUCCUGACGGCAUGUUUCUCGCGGUCUCUGGUGAAAAUGACUAUUUGGUUAAACUGUUCUAUCAGGAAUCUGUCUUUGGUUUCGUUCCUCUCUAUCACCCAGCUCCCGUGCGUGGUUUAGAAUGGAGGCGAACAGGGAGGUACAUGCCUAGAAAGUGUAUACAAGCUGUGUUGAUGACUUGGUGUGUUGACAAUACUUCUCGUAUUUGGAAGGAAACACCACCUCCGGAAUUAGCGAUAAUUGACUUGAAUGGCGAUGGUGGCGAACCAUCAUGGGAGAGAAGUAGACCACGAAAAAUCUUUGGGAAACAUUUCCGAGUUAAGAAAACAAGGAACAAGAUUAUAAAUAAGCUUAGAGGAAUCGUGCCCGAAAAAAGGCGUCGUGGUGAGGAGCUGCCUCAUGCCUUAGGUCUAAGAGCACAGAUAGGAAAAAGUUCCUCGUUCAGUGAUUUACAAUGCCUUCACCAUUAUUACAAUAAUGUUCAGUUUCAUUUGGCCGCCACAAUCAAUGCCGAAACUGAUUGUAUGCUCGUCCCCUCUAUGGAGAACGGUGGUGUGCUUCAGAAACCACUUUGUGUACAUUGGUUGAAUAACAAAGAAUUGGUGUUUAGCAUUGGAGCUGAAAAGUUGCUUGCCGAAAGUGCAUUUUUUUUAGGAUUGGCAACUAUGAGCCCCUGUGAUAAUGCGGAGAAUGAGAGUCCUCCUACGAAUGGUCAGAAUGAGAAAGUGGAAUCUACAAACAAUACAUUUGGGAGUGUUUGUUCUGAAUCCCUAUCUUCGAAAGAUGUUCUCGACGUCAAGUUAGAGAUUUUACUGAGGCAGUGGAGCAGGUCUAACGAUGUGUUGUUUACCAUCCACCCCGUCGACGGCAGUCUUUUAAUUUGGACCGUUGAAUGGCUGGACGAUCUGCACCGCCAACCUGUUAUUUCGUUCACAUCACGAUUUCCUUCGGCUUUUCCUAUAACUGAUGCAUCCUCUCUCCAUCCCACCCUCAAUACGUUCAACCCUCAUGAGCCUAUUUAUGUUGACGUGCUUCGAAGAGAAGAAGGAAAGGAUCCAGGUCUUCUGGUUUUCAUUUGGCACACAUUUGCUUUUGUUGCUGAUAUAGUUAUAAACCAGGUGUGGCUUCCUAGCUGUUUCAAUCUUGUGGUUGCCCAUCCUGUGCUUCCACUUCUUCUGACGACAUCGCAAUUCCGAAGUGGUGAAAUAGUUGAAAAUACUUGUGCGCUAUCUGAGGUUGUUUUGUGGAAAAUUGCUCCAGUUGGUCCGUUGUGUAAGAGUGGCGGCGUAAAAGAGCUAGCACGUGUCGCUAAUCCUUCCCGUUCUGGAUUUGAUCGUCUUGGAUGGAUUCCUGUCAUUCUUCCGAGCUACACUCUGGGAACUGUAUGUAAUUCUCCUUCGUCUUGUUUCAUUGCAAGUGAUGGUCGGAAUCUUGUCAUAUACCAGGCGGUUGUUGAUGCUAGCGAACUGCUGGCUGAAAUCUAUAAUUCUACUCGCCAAAAAAAGUUCACCGACUUUUUGUUACGUCUUGUUUGUUACCAUCACAGUGUUGGCCUUCUUCAACAGUUUAAUGUUGUGUCAACUCAGUCAACCGCCAAACCAGGAUGUGUAUUGGAAGUUGGACAGAUUCCCAAUGUUGUUCAGCCCGAUUCUGAACUUCUUCUGCUACAUGUUUUUCCUGAGCGUCUCGUGAUCAACGACGGUGAAAACAAUCUUGACGACAAUCAAGGUCGCAUUAGUAGCGUCGUGGAUCGUAGCAAAGCGGCGGUCUUCAACGAUCGUUACUUUGUUGUAAUCAUAGAGCAUGGGAGCGAAUACGAAAAUUUCAUCAUGUACUCAGUCGUUAUUUCUUCGCAAAGGCCUCGAAUAGUUUCUCAUUUUGGUCAGUUUUUUCCACUUUAUGAUAGUUGA